ACAGUCCGCUGAUUUACUUUAAUACGUGUCUCAGUUACUAUCUUUCGCUCACCCCCACACAGUUGCAAAAAUGGUGUUGAUGCUUGCUGUUGCUCAACAAUAUAAAAACGAGACUGGGCGGCCACUUGCUGCAUACGAUCAUCAGGUCAACUGGACUUCUGCUCUUCAUUCAUUCUCCGUGUUGCUUCACCAGAAUGAGAUCAAUGUGGAUACUCGGGCUCCUCUUCAUUGGCCUGAUGGGAGCAAGUGGACUCAACUACUUCCCUAAAAAUUUUGUGAUGGCAAAGAGAAAUGGCAACGCCACAUUGCGGUGUAGUACGACAUCCAAGGGAAGUGAAGUCAGCUGGGAGUUUGGGGGUGAGGAGGUGGAUGAAGAAUACGGGGACAAUAUGGUGAAGGAUGGUCCAAAUCUCCUGGUCAAGGAGGUAGACGGUCCUGCACUGGGAAACUACACUUGCUGGAGCGGAGGAGAGAGCAUGUCCACUUAUCUCCUGCUGAUGGUCGAGGUUGACAAGGAACUUGAUUCUUUCCUCACCUGUCGCGCAAAGUCUUACGACUGCACAUUUACCUGCACAUGGAACGACAGUAGAUACAAAGCUGUGCGACUUGGACUGGGCCCUGAUUGCCGUAUAGGACGCAACUCGUGUCACUGGGUCGGCAGCAACCAGCAAGAUGGGAGACUCGAAUUUGUGCUUCACCACUCACUCUCCCCCUAUGCCGAGGAGAGCACCCCGCUGGAACUCACCGCUCAGGCCAUCCAGGGCCAUUCCCUCCUGCAUAAAACUAAGAGAUUUUAUCUUCAAGAUAUCAUUGAGCCAGACAGUCCUCAGAAGGUCAAAUGCCAAAAGUUGGCUCAACACCUGAAAGUGACCGUCCAUCCUCCAUCCAGUUGGUCCACCCCUGACAGCUUCUUCCCCCUGGAACAUGAAGUGGAAUAUGAGUACCCUGAUGGAAAGAUUGGACGUGGCUCGCCCUUCCUGAUACCCAAGAAGAUCUGGAAGCUGAAGGUUCGCUCCCGAGAUCUGCUGGUGCAGUCCAGAUGGAGCCAAUGGUCUCAAUGGAUAAAUGUAACCUCCUGAAAAUUCUCUCUGCCGACUCUUUGUCAGAAAUUCAGUGAAAUGUUUGUCAUGUUAUGGGAUACCAUGAUGGGGCACUGACAUUCUGACACAAAAAUUAUUUAUGUUUUUA
This is a messenger RNA of Syngnathoides biaculeatus (alligator pipefish), 1188 nucleotides long. It is a transcript of the gene il12b2, whose product is annotated as interleukin 12B 2. NCBI's taxonomy places the organism in Eukaryota, Metazoa, Chordata, Actinopteri, Syngnathiformes, Syngnathidae. The transcript has 7 exons. The record is from RefSeq and is a predicted model, not a curated record. Gene Ontology annotation, molecular function: protein binding. The coding region runs from base 195 to 1079 and encodes 294 amino acids.